GAAUGUUACAAGCCGCGUUUACUCUUAAAGAUACAAGAGCGCAGGGCGCGCAGCGUCUCGGCUUGUCUUAUUACAAUUAUUAGUUAUUUUUAUUCUAUGCACAUUAAAAAUGAUUGGAUCAUUAUUACUUCUAGUCAUUGCUUUAUUUGUGCCGACGCAUGAAGAGAGUACACCCAACUCGCCAUGUCCGAACGUUUUCAUGUAUGAGCCAACAACAAACGAGCCUGGCCGAUGGUACGGUGCUGUUAAUCUCUCAACGGACAGCACCUUACAUUCCUUGUGGCUGAACAUCGUACUAGACAGUAAAGCGGAUAUUUUGGGGAACUGGGUUGGAGAUGUCACGACCACCGACAACAUAGACUUUAAAGUUGAAAAUCCAAAAAUGAAAAUCCAUCCAGGACCCGCUCUCGCUGUGCGAUUCUUCGUCCAGUAUAAUCCUCUUAAUAAAAUCCCACGACUACAAGCAAUUAGACUGAACGGUAGGGAGAUUUGUAACGCCAAUUCACCACAGCCAGCUAUUGAUCGAGUGGAUACUAUUGGACCAACAUCAAGUAGACCUAGACUCGAGGCCGGAUCAGAAAAUUCUAGACCUCUAGAGAGACCAGUAGAUAGUAGACCAAAUGAAAGACCAAUAGACACACCGGAAGAAAAUAGACCAAUCGACAGACCUCAGAAGAGGCCUAUAGAGCGAACUCAAAAGCCAUAUCUUAGGCCCGAAGAUAAGCUAGAAACCAAACCUAUAAAUAGAAAACCGUCAGGCAUAGGCCCCGUCUAUGUACCGUCUAAUAGCCGACCGACAGAACAAAGCCACGCCAAUCCUUACGCCAUCGGUGAUGGCCAGGUACCAGUUCAGAGCGUUACAGAACGGCGCCCCAAUCACCAGCUGACCACCACAUCAUAUCGUCCCAUCACACCGAAUGAUGAUGACGAUUAUGAUAGUGUCAGAAACGAUCCCUCCGAAUACUUCACCGGUGGGGUCCUCCUGGUGACGCCUGACAAAACUGGCUCCAAGAAAAAUAAUCAAUGCGGCAAAGUAUUACGCAACAAUCCGAACCCUCUCGUCGUGAACGGCAAGCCCACUCUAGAAGGACAGUGGCCGUGGCAGAUAGCUCUCUACCAUACUCAGAUGGUCGACAGUAAAUACAUAUGCGGCGGUACACUCAUCUCCCACAGACACGUAAUCACGGCUGCCCACUGCGUCACACGCAAGGGCUCCAGUCGACCAGUUAAUAAGAACACUCUCACCAUAUAUCUCGGAAAACAUAACUUGAGGACGUCCGUUGAAGGAGUUGAAAUACGCCUUGUUUCCGAAAUAAUAGUUCACCCACAAUACAACGCUUCAUCAUUCAGUCGAGACGCUAGCAUCCUAAAGAUGCGUCAGCCUGUUGAAUACACCGAAUUCGUGCGGCCUGCCUGCCUAUGGCCUGAGGACCAGACAGACUUGAGCUACGUCAUAGGGAAAAAAGGUUCGGUUGUAGGGUGGGGUUUUGAUGACACGGGGGUUGCAACUGAAGAACUGACAUAUGUCGAGAUGCCAGUCGUCGACACUGAAACUUGCAUCCGUUCUUACAGCGAAUUCUUCGCUAAAUUUACAUCACAAUACUCAUUCUGCGCUGGAUACAGGGAUGGAUCGACCAAUGAAGGUACCGGCAUUAGAAAAAGUACAUCCGUGUGUAACGGUGACAGCGGCGGCGGUAUGGUCUUCUAUAUGGGAGACUCGUGGUACCUCAGAGGUCUGGUCUCUCUUUCUGUUGCAAGACAAAACGAGUAUAGAUGCGAUCCAACACACUUCGUAGUUUUUACUGAUUUAUCCAAAAUUUUACCUUGGAUUAAACAAAACAUCGAAUAAGUAUUUUUACAGCAGAUUAGAUUUAAAAACUUUUUAUUGAUAUACUUCGUAACGCACGCCAUGACGUAUGUGUCGGGUCUAAUUUGUGUUUUUUUAAUCUGUCUACCUUUAAUCUGUUUUCCUUUCGAUCCAUUUAUAUAAUAUGUGUCAAGUGCUUAACUAAAUUUUAUAAUUACCUACUUUUAAGGGUGAUGAAUGAAAAUAAAAUUUAAAUGGACAA
Nymphalis io (European peacock) is the source of this 2069-nucleotide messenger RNA. RefSeq names its product serine protease gd-like. The transcript has 11 exons. Gene Ontology annotation, biological process: proteolysis. The record is from RefSeq and is a predicted model, not a curated record. Bases 110 to 1849 code for a protein of 579 amino acids. Gene Ontology annotation, molecular function: serine-type endopeptidase activity. Lineage: Eukaryota; Metazoa; Arthropoda; Insecta; Lepidoptera; Nymphalidae.